Molecule: messenger RNA, 642 nt
Organism: Penicillium waksmanii
Lineage: Eukaryota; Fungi; Ascomycota; Eurotiomycetes; Eurotiales; Aspergillaceae
Product: putative C6 finger domain protein
Exons: 2
Coding region: 1-642 (213 amino acids)
Biological process (GO): regulation of DNA-templated transcription
Molecular function (GO): DNA-binding transcription factor activity, RNA polymerase II-specific; zinc ion binding
Source: RefSeq, a predicted model, not a curated record
AUGGAAGAUUUCCUUCCACUUCGAUAUCUUUUCGCUUCUACUGACCAUUCGUCUCCCGAUUCGAUGGUCCUUUCCAUGCCAGAUGUUCCCAUGCUACCACGCCCCAAGAAAAGCCGCCGAGGAAAAUAUGACCCGGAGCGUGACUACUCUGCAGAAUUGCGACGACGAUUCCAUGAAAACCCCGGGGGGAAGCGCACCUCACGAGCUUGUGAUAGAUGCAAGUGUCGAAAGCUUCCCUGCGACGGGAACCCAGAAAGCUGCAACAACUGCGUCCGACAGGGCACAGAGUGCAACAUGACCGAUACGAGCACCGGUCAAACCCAUCCUCGAAACAUCAUCAGGCAACUGACUCGGGAUAUCGGAAAACUCCAGCGUCAGUUGCAAGAAAAGGAUCACCAGAUCCAUACCCUGAAUCAACAGAUCCAGAAUUUGUUGUAUUAUCACCAAUCCCCAGGAGCACAACUCGAGAAUCCGAGCGAGUACCAACCUUCUCAGGACAGUGGGAUUAUGCGUUUGGUGAGUACUCCUUCCCAGAAUUUGGACCUGGCGCCACAAACUGGAGCAUUCCAUACGCACGCGGUGGGACACACUGAUAUCUUCUUGCCUUUCUAUGAAACUUCAUUUAUGAAUCAUGUUGGCUGA